This is a messenger RNA of Ilyonectria robusta, 1239 nucleotides long. RefSeq names its product proteasome subunit beta type 7 precursor. Gene Ontology annotation, molecular function: threonine-type endopeptidase activity. The transcript is spliced from 2 exons. Lineage: Eukaryota; Fungi; Ascomycota; Sordariomycetes; Hypocreales; Nectriaceae. The record is from RefSeq and is a predicted model, not a curated record. Gene Ontology annotation, cellular component: proteasome core complex. The coding region runs from base 17 to 832 and encodes 271 amino acids.
AACGAGGUCAUCCACGAUGCCAGGCUUCGACUUCUCCAACUACAACCGCAAUGCGGCCCUCCACGCCCGAGGAGUACCGCUCCCCAAGGCGACCAGCACUGGUACGACCAUCGUGGGAUGCAUUUUUGACGGCGGUGUCGUGAUUGCAGCCGAUACCCGAGCCACCUCUGGCCCCAUCGUCGCCGACAAGAACUGCGAGAAGCUCCACUACAUCUCCCCCCAGAUCUGGUGUGCCGGUGCCGGUACCGCCGCCGAUACUGAGUUCACCACCGCCCUCAUCUCCUCCCAGCUCGAGCUGCACUCGCUCUCCACCGGCCGCAAACCCCGCGUCGUCACCUGCAUGACCCUCCUCAAGCAGCACCUCUUCCGGUACCAGGGCCAUAUCGGCGCCUACCUGGUCGUCGCUGGCUGCGACCCCACCGGCACCCACCUCUUCACCGUCCACGCACACGGCAGCACCGACAAGCUGCCCUACGUCACCAUGGGCAGUGGUAGCUUGGCGGCCAUGAGUGUGUUCGAGACCCAGUGGAAGCCCAAGAUGACCGAGGCGGAUGCCAUCAAGCUGACCAGUGACGCCAUCAUGGCUGGUAUCUUCAACGAUUUGGGUUCCGGAUCCAACGUGGAUGUCGCCAUCAUCACCAAGGACAAGACGACGCUGAAGCGGAACUACAUCAAGCCCAACGAGAAGAGUGCUAAGCUGCAAAGUUAUGCCUUCCCCAAGGGCACGACAGCGGUGCUGAACGAGAAGGUUAUCAAGAAGAACGAUAUCGGCCGGUACGUCACCGUGGAGGAAGUGCCUCUUGACGACGAGAAGAUGGAUGUCGACACCUAAAUGGGCUGGAUCCGCUUGGGCUACUAGAUGGGGAGCGCAUGGCUUUGUAAUAACAAUAACGCAUUCAGGCAAGCUAGAAACUGGAGCACUGAAUUGGUCCUCAUUUGAUCCGGGAUUGUGAUACGGCAACUGCACUUUUGCAAUAGUCUCCAUGAUCGCACCUAUGAAACCCCUUCCAAAAACGAUGAGUCUCGUGCUUUCCUGUACACGGCCUUUAUUCCCUCCAAAAUGCCUCUAUGUGCAAAAGAAACGGUACAAAAGAUGAACAAGAAAAACCUGGAUGGUGCGUGACCGCGCACCAGGUUGUUUUGCAACCUAAAAAGCCAUCCCGUACGACCGUACGGGGAUAAAUCAGCGCUAUGUCCCCUUGCAAUAAGCACCCACAAACGCAGAAGCGAUUAGUCCCA